This is a messenger RNA of Drosophila subpulchrella, 1064 nucleotides long. It is a transcript of the gene Art9, whose product is annotated as probable protein arginine N-methyltransferase 1.2. Gene Ontology annotation, molecular function: protein-arginine N-methyltransferase activity. NCBI's taxonomy places the organism in Eukaryota, Metazoa, Arthropoda, Insecta, Diptera, Drosophilidae. The coding region runs from base 30 to 1064 and encodes 344 amino acids. Gene Ontology annotation, cellular component: nucleus. Gene Ontology annotation, biological process: peptidyl-arginine methylation. The transcript has 3 exons. The record is from RefSeq and is a predicted model, not a curated record.
ACAUACUAUAUCCUACAUAUAUUCCCUAGAUGGAUCUGGAAAAGGAUAUUCUGAAGGACAUGGCGGAUGGAAUGCUAAAUGAUGUAGUAUCUUCGAGGGCAUACGAAUGGUUGUUUAAGCGAUAUGAUAGCCUUUUCAAGGAUAAGAUAGUUAUGGACGUGGGAUGUCGCAGUGGACUACUUAGCCUAAUGAGCGUGGAGGUGGGUGCUGUUAAGGUCAUAGCUGUGGGCAAUAAGGAAAGUGCUGAAUUUGUCAAAAAAGUUAUUUCCGAAAGCGAGAAGGAGGAUAUCUUCGAGUUCGUCGAGGGCGAUAUUAAUAAGAUCAUUUUGCCUUGUGGUCUGAAGAAAGUGGAUGUAAUCGUGUCAGAGUGGAUAGGACACUCAGUGUUCGUGGAUUCCCUUUUCAAGGAGGUGAUCUAUGCAAGAGAAAAAUGGCUUGUAAAAGGUGGUCACAUUAUUCCCAAUGUGGCUCAGCUUUUUAUCUGUGGAGUAGCACAGCAUCAGCGAGAGACCAUCGAGGUGAACAUCCUUCCUCAGACGGAUUAUCCCGGUCGGAGUUAUAUGGUCAUGGAACCCGUAUGUCUGAUAGAGGAUUAUGUGACCAUGGAGCAGCAGGUCACUGAGAAGUUCCUCUUGAAGACCAUCGAUCUCUGCACUGCCCAUAUAAGUGAUGAAAACUUUAGACUCCCCUUCAAGCUGAGGGGUCUAACGGACAGUUCUCUGGGAGCUGUGGUUCUUUACUCGGACAUAGGAUUCUCCCAACCCAUGGGCAAGUAUAGGCGUUUGUUCUCCACGAAUCCCAAGAAACCUCGCACCUAUCUGAAGCAAACUAUUCUCUUCGUGGACGAUCCCGUUGAGGUGGCCAAGCGUGAGCUUGUGGAGGGUUUCCUUGGGAUGUACUACAAUCCCGAUGAGCAUCGCGAAGUGGAGUACUCCCUCUCGUUCGCUGGUUUUACGGUGGAACAUUCAGGAUCUGAAGAAUCGGAGGAACCUGAAGAAGUUUCGGAAUCCGAUUUCGAGCCAGACGUUGUGGAUUUGAGGGAAAUAAAAGAGUUCUCCUGUUGA